UACCACAUCUGUCAUGGCGGAGUCGUCGGAAAAGCACCUGCAGCAAGAAACUAUGGCUGAAGAUUCUAAUUCAGUUAACAACUCAUCAAACUUACACCAAAUGGAGGACGACAAGCAGCAGCAGCAGCCGGAAUUUGUCAAGUUGUCAGUCAGUGGAACGAGCGAGGAUCCCAUGUUGGGGUUCCUUACCCUCUUGGCUAAGGUAGAGCGACCUUCUUGUGCCAAUUGUGAAUCCAAGGAUUUGUCACCCAUGUUCUUCUGCAACACCUGCAGCCAGGCUAUUUGUGCCGUGUGUAAACAAAACACGCAUAGCGCCAAAAUGUUUUCACGACACGACGUCACCAGCGUUUCACCAUAUACCAAGGAACCACAACGCAAAUGUCCAGUUCAUUUCGAGAUGUGCAUCAUGUUUUCUCCCGCCAACGAGUCGUUGCUAUGCAUCAACUGCUUUCGUGAUUUACCUCCCGACAUUCGAGCCCAGUGUCUCGAUUUAGACACGGCCUAUCAACAGAAAUGCGAUCGACUUCAAAUUGCACAUUAA
Messenger RNA from Daphnia pulicaria, 541 nucleotides. RefSeq names its product RING finger protein 207-like. The record is from RefSeq and is a predicted model, not a curated record. NCBI's taxonomy places the organism in Eukaryota, Metazoa, Arthropoda, Branchiopoda, Diplostraca, Daphniidae. Gene Ontology annotation, cellular component: perinuclear region of cytoplasm. Bases 14 to 541 code for a protein of 175 amino acids. The transcript is spliced from 4 exons. Gene Ontology annotation, molecular function: Hsp70 protein binding; zinc ion binding; transmembrane transporter binding.